GCAAUAUUAUUAGACGAGGCUUUUAUACUAACCGGAAGAACUCACCAAUAAAAACCCGGAAGUGAACGCGUCGUGUCAUAACGGACCAAUGAAACGGCAGUGAAUGUUAUUGUCGCAAAGAAGCGCCGAACAGCGGACGGUCUGAAGAACGCUUUAUGAAAUAUACACAGCAGUUAUUUAUUUAUUUUGUUGAAAGCGCUUAAGUUAACAUUUCCAUUUAGUCAUUGUUGAGGAUGCCGUAUGCCAACCAGCCGACAGUGAAAAUCACAGAGCUGACGGACGAAAAUGUGAAGUUUGUAAUCGAGAACACGGACCUGGCGGUUGCCAACUCCAUUAGGCGAGUGUUUAUGUCUGAGGUUCCAACCAUCGCAAUCGACUGGGUUCAGAUCGACGCCAAUUCUUCAGUUCUCCAUGACGAGUUCAUCGCGCACAGAGUGGGGCUCAUACCGCUGACCAGCGAUGACAUUGUAGACAAAAUGCAGUACUCAAGGGACUGCACGUGCGAUGAUUUCUGUCCAGAGUGCUCAGUCGAACUCACACUGGACGUGAGAUGCACAGAAGAUCAGACGCGUCAUGUGACUUCACGAGAUCUGCUGUCUAAUAACCCUCGAGUUAUCCCUGUGACGUCCAGAAGUCGAGAUAGCGACCCCAAUGACUACGUAGAGCAGGAUGACAUCCUGCUGGUGAAGCUCCGAAAGGGUCAGGAGCUCCGACUCCGAGCGUACGCCAAGAAGGGCUUCGGCAAGGAACACGCCAAGUGGAACCCGACAGCAGGGGUGGCCUUCGAGUAUGACCCAGAUAACGCGCUGAGACACACAGUGUACCCCCGUCCUGAAGAAUGGCCUAAGAGCGAGUACUCCGAGCUCGAGGAGGAAGAAGUCCAAGCUCCAUACGACCCAAACGGCAAACCAGAGCGGUUUUACUAUAACGUCGAGUCGUGCGGUUCUCUCCGGCCCGAGACGAUCGUGAUGUCUGCGCUCGCCGUGCUCAAGAAGAAGCUGAGCGACCUGCAGACGCAGCUGAGCCACGAGAUCCAGAGUGAUGUCCUCACCAUCAAUUGAGCAGAGUUAGGAGAAAGUCUGAUUGCAGCGUGGUGUCAAGUGCAGAGAGAGAGAGAUUGAGUUGUGGAGAGAUGUACAGCAGGAAGUGGGUUUAUAUAUAUUUUUUACUUGUUGGAUGUGGGUGUUGCGGAGCUCUUACUAAUGAAUCCAUUAAUAAAUAAGUCUUGAUAAUUGCAAAA
Messenger RNA from Ictalurus furcatus (blue catfish), 1240 nucleotides. It is a transcript of the gene polr2c, whose product is annotated as RNA polymerase II subunit C. NCBI's taxonomy places the organism in Eukaryota, Metazoa, Chordata, Actinopteri, Siluriformes, Ictaluridae. The coding region runs from base 234 to 1061 and encodes 275 amino acids. The transcript is spliced from 9 exons. The record is from RefSeq and is a predicted model, not a curated record. Gene Ontology annotation, biological process: DNA-templated transcription. Gene Ontology annotation, molecular function: DNA-directed RNA polymerase activity; protein dimerization activity. Gene Ontology annotation, cellular component: RNA polymerase II, core complex.